Aspergillus novofumigatus IBT 16806 is the source of this 393-nucleotide messenger RNA. RefSeq lists its product as uncharacterized. Gene Ontology annotation, molecular function: ATPase-coupled transmembrane transporter activity; ATP hydrolysis activity; ATP binding. NCBI's taxonomy places the organism in Eukaryota, Fungi, Ascomycota, Eurotiomycetes, Eurotiales, Aspergillaceae. Gene Ontology annotation, biological process: transmembrane transport. The record is from RefSeq and is a predicted model, not a curated record. The coding region runs from base 1 to 393 and encodes 130 amino acids. Gene Ontology annotation, cellular component: membrane. The transcript has 2 exons.
AUGUCCCUCUGGGAGCGGAUCCACGCGCUGGGCGGCCGAGGCGCCGAACUCAGGGACACAGACUGGUCCACGGGUGAGCAGCAGUUACUCUGUCUGGGGCGGGCGCUGCUCUGCAGAAGGCGGAUCCUCCUGCUGGAUGAGGCGACGAGCAGGCUUGGUUCCCAUCUCUUGCGUAUGGACGCAGCCACAGCAACGUCAAUGCAGCAUGACCUAGAGGUGGCAUGUCAGGGAUGCACGGUGCUUGCCGUCAUGCAUCAACUCCAGCAUGUCGGACGGUAUGAUCUGGUGGCGCUGGUGGAUGCAGGCAGAAUCGUAGAGUUGGACUCGCCGACGACGUUGCUUGCGCAAGACUCGGAAUUCUCGAGAUUGUACCAUGCUCAGUUACGCCUCUAG